This is a messenger RNA of Adineta steineri, 3306 nucleotides long. Lineage: Eukaryota; Metazoa; Rotifera; Eurotatoria; Adinetida; Adinetidae. The record is from the annotation of a GenBank genome assembly.
AACAACUUAAAUUAAGAUUUCAACAAGGUAAAUCAUUUGAACUCAUAAAUGACUUCAGAUUAAAUCAAACUUAUUUAUAUUAUCUCCGAUAAAUACAUAUAUAUCUUAUUCAUUUAUUUAGGUGCACAACAAUGUUCUCGUCCAUUAUUAGCCGUUCUUUAUAGUACACUUCCACAAGUAUCAUCAGUCGAUGCAUUUGUUUUAUUUCUUCAAUCAUUGAAUCCUAAAUAUCCGCAUUUAUUUCCAGUUACAACAAAUUUUGCUAAUUUAGCUAGUCGUUUACUAUGUCAUAUAGCUGGACUUGGUCAUUGGACAGUUCUUGGUCUUGCAACACAUAUAUUUGCACCUGAAAGUCGAUUAGAAUCAUUAGUACGUUUUUGUCAUGCAUGUAUUGAUAUGAAUGAACAACCUACACCAACAUUUUUAUCUUCAACACAAACAAGUAUUGGUCUUGGACAAUCAUCAACAUGGUUUACACAAUUAACAACAGAAUUACUUCUAUGUGUCUUUCGACAAGUAUCAUCGCAUACAGAUAUACGUUCGAUUUUUCAUUUACUUGGUCCACAAAAUGAAUUUUAUCGUCGUUUUGAACGAUUAUUUGCUUUACUUGAUGAACAACCAUCACCAAUACCAUUCGAUUGGUCACUUGUUAUGUAUACAGAUCGUUGUUAUCGUUCAAUCAUGCCAUUAAUUGAACAGUUGAUAAAACAUGAUCGAUUUGAUUUAGUUGACGAAAUAAUAGAAUGUGUUGAUAUUGAAAUUGAUAUGACUUUAUUUGAACGUUUUAAAUGUUCAUUUGAUGAAUAUCAACAUGAUUUAGAUACAGAUGACAAAGAAUUAAAUGAAGCAUUUGAUACAAUAUGUCAAGGACAUCAUGAUGUAUUAAAACGUUUAAAAAAACCAUUACUUUAUGGAGAUUUUCUUUUAUCAAUACGUUCAACAUCAUCAAAAUUAGUUCAUUUAUUAUUAAUUAUAUUUGCUAAUCAAGCACAACAUUUACCUGUGUCAUAUGAUUAUUCUUACUCUAUUCAAACACCUCAACGACAACCAAUUAUGGAAAAAUUAUGGACAGCAUUAAUUACUUUUAUAGCUGAUUAUCAUGAUAGACCGAUUGUGAAUAAAAUACUUGAUUAUAUGGUUACUUUGUUUUCUGAUUCCGUAUUAGAUCAAUUAGCAGAUAAAACAUUAAUACCAAUAGAUUUUGAUGAUUAUUUACGUGCAUUUGAUGAUAAUGAAGUAGAAGAAGAAGAAGUAGUUGAAGAAUAUAAAAAAUCAACAGUUGUUGCUGAAAAUGCAUUUGAAGCACUUCUUUUAAAAGAUGUCUUCACCAAAGAUAAAGGUCCAUCAACAACAGAGAUAAUUUCAACAGAUAAAAAUUCUUUGACACCAUCAAAUCGUCGUCAAUCUAGUCGUGGAUCUUCGUCGUCACAAUUACCAUCUUUUGGUCCAGCAUUAAGUCGUCGUUCAUCAAUAUCUUUAACAAGUUCACAUGCAACAAAUUUAUGUCAUUUAUCCGAUAAAGAUUUUCGUUCAUAUGUAACAACAAUUCAAGAUGCAUUUUUAUCUCGUGCAUCACCACAACUUGCAUUACAAUUAGCAACUAAAUUUCGUUUAAUAUCUUAUAAUUUAGUUAUUUUCUCUUAUGCACAUCGUUUAUAUUUAAAUCUUUUAAUACCAUCUGAUAUUCGUACACGUUUUGAUCAACUUCCACAAAUAAAUAAUACAGGUAAAUUUAAUAAAAAACGUUUAACAAAUGUUUUACGAACAAUGUCAAUAACAUCAGCGAAUGAUGAACAAACAAAUACAGUUGAUGAUCAAAAACAAAAAUUAAUCGAUCGUCUUUCAUCACGAACAUUAAAUGAUGAUCGGUUAAUAUCAAUAAUUAAUACAUUAUUUAAAAUUAGUCGACUUUUUCGUAUUGAUUCAUCUUCUUUAUUAAAUACAAAUGCUCAUAAUGAUGAAUGGAAUCUUUUAAAACGUAUUCUUUCAUAUCCAUCAUCAUCAUUUCCAACAAAAAUUAAAUUGGCAGAAUGUUUAGCUAAACAAUUAAGAAUAUCAAAUCAACAACUAGUUGAAUUAAUUGUUGAUCAAACUGAUAAAACUUUAGAACGUUGUCAGAAAAAUGAUCCAACUGAUGAUUAUCAUCAUUGGCCAUUUGAUCCAAAUAAUAUUGAAUCAUAUCGACAAUUUAUUUCACUAUUAUAUGAAAAAAACUAUGAUGCUAUUGGAAAACAACUUGUUGAAAAAUCACAAUUGUAUGAAGAUCAAUUUCUGGAAUUAGAUUCACAAGAUGUUUCAUCACCAUUACUCCGUCUUCGUAUUGAAUUACUAAUUUAUGCUCAUACAUGUUUUAUUAAUUCAUGUCAUAUGGAAGGAAUAUGUUUAGUACUUGAUCAUGCUCGUCAUAUAGCAAUUUUACUCAAUGAUUUAAAUGGUUAUACAUUACUAAUACGUUUAUUAAUGGGUUUACAACAGUAUUCAGAAAUGAUUUAUAUAUUUGACAUAUUAUUUCAAUCUGAUCAUUUUGAUUUAUUAUUAUCAACAAUAAGUAACAUGCAUGAUGAACGUUUAAAUACAGCAUUAUUUGAUUAUAUAAAACGACAUCAUCCAAAUGAUGAACAUACAUUUACAUCAAUAUCAAUGAAUUUAAAUAUGCACCAUGAACUAGCAAUAAUGUAUCGUGAUGCAGGAGAAAAAUUACUAAAAACAUUCCAAUAUAAUCAACAAACAUCAUCAGCUGAUCUAUCAGUUACAUUACAAAGUUUACUUCAAUAUUAUUCGGAUGCAGCUGAUACAUUUUAUUUAGCUGGAUGUUGUCGUCAAAGUGAACAAUGUUUAAAACAAGCACGUCUUAUAUCAUUACAACUUGAAUUAAUGCAAAAACAACCCAUAACUAUUAUAUUAAAUUUAAAUUCAAAACAAAUCUAUGAAUUAUUACCACGUUUUGAACAUUGUUGGCAUGCAUUUAUUAUAGCUGAUGCUUAUAAUGAGCAUACAUUAUGGUCACAUUGUUUAACUGAACAAUUUAUUUGUAAUAAAACUUCAAAUGCAAUGAAAUAUUGGGAAGAAUUUCAACAACUAAUAUUAAUUGAUGAUCAACUAAUAUUAACAAUAGGAAAACAUUUAUUAAAAAAACAUUUUAAUACAAUAUCAAGUAAAAAUUUUCAAGAAAUAAUUUCAUAUAUAACAGAUUCAAAUAUUCUUAAUCGUUUACAACAAAUAUUAACAACCAGUGAUAGUAAUUAUUCAAAUUUAUUUACAUCUAUUGAUUCACCAUAUCUUCUUGAUAUAAUUCGUGUUGCAUAA